GUGACAAUGUUGAAAUGUUUCGAGGAGUGUAUCAUAGAUUCCCUCGGGAAAAUUUCAAAAAGAACAAUUGUCUUAAAGCUGAGGAACUAUGAGUUCAAUUAUAACCGGAAGCCGAAUAUAUUGUACUUCCGGCUUGAUGAAAUUGCUUGCAUUCCGCCAACAUUUUAGAACUUUUGCAAAAAUGGCCUCUUCUCCAAAGCGUGCUAAGCUGAGUGGUGAAGAGAGAGAGACUAGUCUUAGUGCACUGAAGGCUGCUGGAUGGACUGAGGUUGAGGGCAGGGAUGCAAUUUAUAAAGAGUAUAUGUUCUCCAAUUUUAUUCAGGCCUUUGGUUUCAUGACAAGGGUUGCCCUUCAGGCAGAGAAGAUGGAUCAUCACCCAGAGUGGUUCAAUGUGUACAAUAAGGUUCAGGUGACACUAAGCACCCAUGAUGUCGGUGGAUUGUCAUUGAGAGAUGUCAAGCUGGCAACAUUCAUGGAUGAAAACACCAAAGCAUAGAUUAGUCUACUUCUUCAAUACAAUAACCAUUCCUCACAGGGCCCAAUAAAAUAUACAGAGUUGAACCACUGCAAUGGACAUCUGAUUUAUAUAGGGUUAUACACAUUGAGCCUGUAUUAAUUUACUUGACCAUUGGUUGGAAUACUAUCCUUAGUCUAUUAUGACUUGUAACUGUAACUGAAAAGAAUCAUGAAUUAAAUAUUAAUCAUUUUGUAAUGUUAUGAUAAAUCAUUGUUAAAAAGAGUGGAAUUUGGAGUGAGGGUUCGAGAAUAUUUUUUCUAGUCAAAAUGAUCUGUUAUUCUCUUUUAUCGUAUGAUCUGUAAAAUGAAGCCUUCUGAUUUGGUCAGUUCUUGCGCUGUACCAAUCUGUAUUGCUACUGAGAUUGUCC
Messenger RNA from Owenia fusiformis, 884 nucleotides. NCBI's taxonomy places the organism in Eukaryota, Metazoa, Annelida, Polychaeta, Sabellida, Oweniidae. The record is from the annotation of a GenBank genome assembly.